Messenger RNA from Raphanus sativus (radish), 1097 nucleotides. RefSeq lists its product as uncharacterized. Lineage: Eukaryota; Viridiplantae; Streptophyta; Magnoliopsida; Brassicales; Brassicaceae. The record is from RefSeq and is a predicted model, not a curated record. The transcript is spliced from 8 exons. Bases 40 to 945 code for a protein of 301 amino acids.
UCCUUCACCACUUCACACUUGACACGUCUUCUUCCUCCAAUGACUGUUCUCUCACUCACACUCGCAGCAUCACCUUUCUUCUACGCGCUUCCCUCUACCGCGUCCAAAACACGCGCCUCACCUCCACUAAUCACUACCGCCUCUUUCUCUCUUUCCCGAAGACCGGAGCUUAACCAGGAUCGCCGGCGAUCAAUCAAAGCCAUGUCCCGUGACAUCCGCAGUCCCGAUCCGCCGGAGGUGAUGGAACUGGCAGACGAAUCUGAUUUCGAGAAGCUUCUCUCGUCGUCGGAGAAUCGUAUCUCCAUCACUGGCUUCGGCUCUCUUCUCUCAGAGAGAAGCGCGAGGAGCACUUUCCCGGAUUUGGAGAAUUUCAGAGUCGCGAAACUGCAAGGCUUCCGGCGAGUAUUCGCCCACGCCGCUCCCAUCUUCUUCGAGCGCGGCAUCGCCAAUCUCGAAACUAAGGAGUUCUCAAGCUUGAGUGUUGAGCCAUGUGAAGGAGAGAGCCUUGUGGUUAGUGUCUUUGAGAUUAAUCAAUCUGAGAUUCCUGCUUUUAUACAAAGGGAGCUUGAGUUCCGUUUUCUUGCUGUUGUUCCUGAAACAUUGCAAGGCAAACCUUUCACCCAUUCUGCGGUACUUUGUGGUAGAUACAGUGAUGAGGAGUUUUUCCAGAUUAGAUGCAAAGGAAACAAAGAGAUAUACUUUCAACAUUAUGGAAGAUUCAACAUUGACAAGAUAUGGCGGGACGACAUCUUACCUUGUCGUCUCUAUCUAAGACACUGUGUGUUGGCAGCUAAGAAUUUGGGAGAUGAAGCUUACAAUAACUUUCUGGAUCAUACCUUCUUGGGAGACCGAAGAACAACCAUAAGAGAGUAUUUAAGCAGCAAAGGUUCUGGGAUUAUGGAAGAAGAACCACCUGAGACACUCAAGUCCAGAUAUGGCGGUUGAUCAAACAGUUGACUUCUUCACCUAUUCUUCUUCUAUCAAACUCAAAAAAUAAAAAUAUAAACCGAUAGGUAUUUAUGUUUAAGGUUUGAUAUAAUAAAUAAACGUGAAAACUACACUAUUGUUUUUGGAUUGUAAACUUAAUCUGUCCCACA